CCCGCUCACUGCUCUGCUGAACCACGCCGAAGCACCCAGCACACAGAGCACCAAUGUUUUUUCUACGAUGGAGGUCCGCUGAGAUGCUGGCUGUCUCCGUCUUGGGACUGCUGACCUUCAAUGCUCAUCCGUCGACCGCAGCGGCAGCGGCACCAACUGCAACCGAGCUCACGGUACGGGUCCGAAUGUCCGACGGGUCGGUGAAGCGCGUGCAGGCCCAGGCACGCGACACCGUGGAGGACGUCUGCGAGCGGUUGGGAUGCGAGCCCGAGGCGGGCGUUGCGAUCGAGGAAGACCCAGAGGCGGCAGUGGAAGUCUCUUCCACGCUGAAGGAGCUGUCGGUGGGGCACGGCGGUUGGCUCUACAUGCUCAGGGAUCCGGACGACCCCGGGGCGGAUACGGCGGCGGCCAUCCGGAGGAUGAAAGAGGCGAGGACGAGGGCGAUCAAGGGGGGCGGGGUGAAGGAGGUCAAGACCCUGAAGGCCCUCCAACAAGAGCUCAAGGCGGCCAAGGGCAUGCUGGUCGUGGUCGACUUCUACGCGGAUUGGUGCGGCCCAUGCAAGCAAAUCGCGCCCGUAUAUAAGGAGAUGGCGAAGGAGUUCCCGAAGGCCGUCUUGCUCAAGGUUAACGUCGACACCAACAAGGAGACGGCGCAGAAAUACGCGGUCCAAUCCAUGCCGACUUUCGUCAUGAUCAAGAACGGGAAAAAGGUGGACGAGCUCAAGGGAGCGGGGGAGGACGCGCUGCGACAAGCAAUCUCCCGAAACGCGUGAUCGAGAAUGUGUCCAGGCUGUGGCUGAACCAGAGGGGCAAAAUACGCACCUGCUGCGCGUAGGGUUCUGGUUCUGGUUUGGAUGUGAGCGUGAAAGCUCUUGUUUUUGGCAACAAAUCCAUACAACGCUGUGUGUCGGAACAGAAGUUGAAUGGAUAUGUAGGCGAGCGGCGAAGAUGUCGUCGGUUCGAACCCGUGGCGUCUCCUCAACGUAGUGUGGCCGGUGACUGCACCGCCCGCUGCAGGGGCCGGUUCAGCAGUUUCCCUUUGUCGUGUGGUCCCCUUAGCCGUGUUGCAGCGUGUAGCAUUCGCUCGCGAACACCAGGCAGAUCUUUUGCCGUGCGUUCUAGAAUGUAACGACAUGCGCCGGCCAAAUUGAGCUGUUUGCCCGUCUAGUUGGACAAGAAUGAUGUAGGCGAUGCCUCUUGCUCUGCAAUGCGCUACAACAAGAACAUUUUGUGAUUUC
Messenger RNA from Ectocarpus siliculosus, 1238 nucleotides. The record is from the annotation of a GenBank genome assembly. Lineage: Eukaryota; Phaeophyceae; Ectocarpales; Ectocarpaceae.